This is a messenger RNA of Pseudomassariella vexata, 1218 nucleotides long. Its product is annotated as aminotransferase class-V. The record is from RefSeq and is a predicted model, not a curated record. The coding region runs from base 1 to 1218 and encodes 405 amino acids. The transcript is spliced from 3 exons. NCBI's taxonomy places the organism in Eukaryota, Fungi, Ascomycota, Sordariomycetes, Amphisphaeriales, Pseudomassariaceae.
AUGACUUCAAGCCCAAUGGAUAUCUCCAACACGAGGUCCAAGUUCCCUGCACUGCAACAAGAUCAGGUCUUCUUUGACAAUGCCGGCGGUAGCCAAAUCUUGGGGACUGUCAUCGAGUCGAUAGCCAACUAUUUAUCCAGCACCAACGUACAACUAGGAGCCUCAUACAAGGUAGGCAAAGCUUCGACGGCCCGGUAUGCUGCCGGCGUAGUCGCUGGGGCCAAGUACAUCAACGCGCAAGAAUCGGAGAUUGUCUACGGCUCCUCCACCACGCAACUGUUCCGCAACCUAGCCCACUCGCUGCAGUUCAACCAAGGCGACGAGAUCAUCGUCUCCCUUGUCGACCACGAAGCCAACAUUGCACCCUGGGUCGAUUUGGCCGAACGCCAGAAGCUCGUCCUCAAGUGGUGGGCCCCAUCAAAGACAUCCACCAACCCCAAGCUGGAACCGGCGGAUCUUGAGGCUCUCAUGACUCCCCAGACGAGGUUGGUCACUUGCACUCACUGCAGCAAUAUCCUGGGCAGCAUCACCAACGUAAAAGCCAUCGCUACGUCCGUUCACAAGAUCCCAGGAGCACUGCUGUGUGUCGAUGCCGUGGCCUAUGCACCGCAUCGACGCAUCGACGUCAAGGAUCUAGGAGUGGACUUUUAUGCCUUCUCGUGGUACAAGGUGUACGGGCCGCACAUCUCGAUGCUGUAUGCCAGUCGGGCGGCGCAGAGACACAUGAGGUCGCUGAAUCACUUCUUCAAGUCCGGAGACUCGCUCGAGGAUAAGAUUGGGUUGGCGGGGGCGAGCUACGAGCUUAUGCAGGCUAUUACGGCUGUGGUAGAUUACUUGUCCCCUGUGGAUGAAGGUGUUUGGGAUGCUGUCAAGGUACAGGAGCGUUCGCUUCAGGAGACUUUGCUCCAGUAUCUUAACUCGAGGCCCGACAUCACUGUGUACGGGGAGACGAGUGCGGACGGUGUGGUCAGGGUCCCCACGGUGGCUUUCCGUGUCAAGGGAUGGAACUCGAAGGAGCUAGUUGAGAUGGUUGAGAAGGAUACCAAUUUCGGGUUCCGCUGGGGGGCUUUCUACUCGAAUAGGUUGGUUCAUGAGCUUCUGGGCCUGGACGAGGAUGGGGUUGUGAGGAUUAGUAUGGUGCAUUACAACACUGUUGACGAAGUGAAGGGCAUCAUUGCGGCUAUUGACAAGGUGCUUUCCCAGAAGAGUUCGACUUGA